Messenger RNA from Panicum hallii, 1188 nucleotides. Its product is annotated as endo-1,3;1,4-beta-D-glucanase-like. The coding region runs from base 282 to 1004 and encodes 240 amino acids. The record is from RefSeq and is a predicted model, not a curated record. The transcript has 7 exons. NCBI's taxonomy places the organism in Eukaryota, Viridiplantae, Streptophyta, Magnoliopsida, Poales, Poaceae. Gene Ontology annotation, molecular function: hydrolase activity.
UCCCCUUUCCCGGCCGGCCGCCGGCCGCGGGCCGUCCCCCUCCGCUCGUUCUCCACGCAGUUUGGAAUCCCGAACCGCCGCUCGCCGUCGCUAUCGCUCGAUUGAAAACCCCACGCGACCACGGGCACUACUCGCUGUCUGGUCUCAGUGUCCCCCCAUUUAUACCCGUCCUCCGUCCGUUGCUGCCGUCUCGUGUCUCGCCCCUUCUGCGCGCAUCUAGCCUCCUCAGCCGCCAACCGCAACCACCGCAGCCCGGGAGAGAGAGCAGAGCACGGGGACGGAUGGCGAGCUCCCAGUGCUGCGAGAACCCGCCGACGCUGAACCCGGCCGGUGGGGCGGGCAAGGUCGUGGACAGCUUCGGCGGGCUCAAGGCCUACGUCGCCGGCCCCGAGGACUCCAAGGCCGCCGUCGUUCUCGUCGCCGACGUCUUCGGGUUCGAAGCGCCGAAUCUGAGGAAGAUAGCCGACAAGGUUGCUCGGUCAGGAUACUUUGUUGUGGUACCGGAUUUCUUUCAUGGAGAUCCUUACGUACCUGAGAAUGCUGAGAGGCCCAUUCCUGAGUGGCUAAAGUUGCAUACUCCGGAAAAAGGGUUUGAAGAUGCAAAACCAGUUAUUGCUGCUCUGAAGGAGAAGGGAGUGUCUGCUGUUGGAGCUGCAGGUUAUUGCUGGGGUGCGAAGGUUGUUGUGGAGUUGGCAAAAGCUAAGGAGAUCCAGGCUGCUGUACUGUUGCACCCUUCGUUUGUCUCCGUUGACGAUAUCAAAGAGGUCAAAUGCCCGAUUUCUGUACUGGGAGCUGAGAUUGACAAAAUGUCCCCUCCAGAAUUAGUCAAGCAAUUCGAGCAAGUCCUUUCUGCCAAUUCAGGGGUUGGUCACUUCGUCAAGAUUUUCCCUGGUGUGUCUCAUGGAUGGAGCGUGAGGUACAGCGAGGAUGAUGCGGCUGCCGUGAAGAGUGCUGAGGAAGCCCUGGCGGACAUGAUCGACUGGUUCAACAAGCGCCUGAAAUGAACUCUGCAGUUGCAUCCUGCCUUGUAAUAAAGCACAUCCUAGUUGGAGUAUUGUGGGAUUAUCAGCUGUCUUAGGGCCUGCUUCGUCAGGUCAUUGUAGUUCUCACGGUCUAUGUGCUUGUACACUUUCGCCGUAGACUGGUUGUGCUCAAUCCGUAAUAAAAGGAGGUAAAUUACGACGACAA